Sardina pilchardus (European sardine) is the source of this 1616-nucleotide messenger RNA. It is a transcript of the gene hoga1, whose product is annotated as 4-hydroxy-2-oxoglutarate aldolase 1. Gene Ontology annotation, biological process: glyoxylate catabolic process. The record is from RefSeq and is a predicted model, not a curated record. Lineage: Eukaryota; Metazoa; Chordata; Actinopteri; Clupeiformes; Clupeidae. The transcript is spliced from 8 exons. Gene Ontology annotation, cellular component: mitochondrion. The coding region runs from base 148 to 1125 and encodes 325 amino acids. Gene Ontology annotation, molecular function: (R,S)-4-hydroxy-2-oxoglutarate aldolase activity.
CACCGCUCUAAAGGUGGGUGACGGUGGACAUUCACAACACUGCCUUCAUGUCAGCGCACUGUUCAGCGGCAGCCUACUUUACUUGCGCCCUCUGUGCUUGAUUUUCGCGAAGUGGACUCAACAGCGGAUCUGGGUGUGAAUACUUGAAUGGCAAUGUUCUCAAUCAGAGCAUUGAAAUAUGGAAGAAAUGUCACGUUUCUCUGGAAGCGAACAAACACUAAAAGCACAACUAGGAAACUCAAUAUCAGCGGCAUCUAUCCACCAAUAGCCACUCCAUUUACAGAGAGUGAAGAAGUGGACUAUCAGAAACUGGAUGAAAACAUUGAGAAAUAUUCAAAGUUUCCAUUCAAAGGCUUGGUGGUACAAGGUUCUAAUGGAGAAUACCCAUACCUGACAAUCAACGAACGUCUGGAAGUGGUCAAGAGGGUCAGAGACAUUCUUCCCAAAAGCAAACUGCUAAUAGCUGGAUCUGGCUGCGAGUCCACUAAAGCCACAGUGCAAAUGACAGAAGGGAUGGCCCAUGCUGGAGCCGACGCUGUGCUGGUAGUGACGCCCUGUUUCUAUCGUGGAAGGAUGGACAGCAAAGCACUCAUUCACCACUAUACUAAGGUGGCAGAUGCGAGUCCUGUUCCUGUGGUGCUGUACAGUGUUCCAGCUAAUACAGGGUUAGAGCUGCCUGUGGAUGCAGUCGUUUGCCUGUCUCAGCAUCCAAACAUUGUGGGACUUAAAGACAGUGGUGGAGAUAUCACAAGAAUUGGUCUCAUCAUUCACAAAACCAGAUCAGAGGACUUCCAGGUUUUGGCAGGUUCUGCAGGAUUCUUAAUGGCUGCAUACGCUGUCGGGGCAAUUGGAGGGGUGUGUGCUUUAGCCAAUGUAUUGGGAGAGGAGGUGUGUGAACUUGAGAGGCUUUGUAUGCUGGGCCAGUGGGAGAAGGCCAGGGAGCUGCAGCAUCGCCUUAUAGAGCCAAACGCAGCAGUGACCAGAAAGUAUGGAGUGGCAGCCCUUAAGCAAGCAAUGGAAUGGUUUGGUUUCCAAGGAGGUGCAACCCGUUCACCUCUGCAACCACUCUCGCAGACGGAGUUGCAACAACUCCGUAUGGAUUUCUCCUCAAAUGGUUGGCUGUGACUAGACAGAAACAUUUCCAGUUUCUGACAAUUGCUGACCAAGAUUUGAAGGUGCUAAAUAGGUGGUUGAUUACAACCAAAAAUAAUAGAGCAAAAUGCUCUAGAAAUCUUUGAUAAGAAUGCAGUAGUCAGUAGUCACCUGGAUGCUAGUAUUUAUCAUGUACAUAGGAUACAAAUAACCAAUGUUCCCGUAAACACCAUAUACUGAAUUAUGAUCAAAACCAGCGUAAGCCUCAUAACUGGGGUACUCAGGUCUGUAUAAACGUUGUCAUUGUGACCAUGCAGCAAACUGAUCAUCUAAGCUCUUUAAAAAUCUUCUGAAAAACUGGUCUCCUUGCCUCAUUAUUCGGCUCGAUGAAACACAAAUAAAAUCAGUAGGCAUAGGCUAGGUCAGUGUUUUUCAACCACUGUUCCGUGGCACAGUAGUGUGCUGUGACAGAUCAUCAGGUGUGCAGUGGACCAGGUAUCGGAAUACCUUGACAAUUAAGUGAU